UCUCUGCAUUCUCCUCUCUCUCUCUCUCUCUCUCUCUCUAUAUAUCCCCCCCUCUCUCUCUCUCUAUCUCUUUCUCUGUCUAUCAUUCCAAAUCUCUAGUCUUGUUAGUCCUAUCUGACUCUUGUAAAUCACAAUUAACAGUUCAGAGAGAAACUGAGGGGAAAUCAGAAAACAACCUGUGUGAGAUUAUUUAAACAAAUUUCUUAGACACACAAUAUUUAAUCAAUAACACUCACAUCUUAUAUUUUACUGUAGUGGAGAGAUGUAUUUGGCCUAAACCUACACAUAAAGCCUACAUCUCUAAACAUGUUAUAUACAUUUUUACAUUUGAUAUACACAGGUAGCUACCAAAAUAAUGGAAACACUUAAGUAAAUGAGGAGUACAAAGUAUAUUGAAAGCAGGUGCUUCCACACAGGUGUGGUUCCUGAGUUUAUCAAGCAAUUAACAUCCCAUCAUGCUCAGGGCCAUGUAUAAAAAUGCUAGGCAGGCCAUUAUUUUGGCUACCAUAGCUAUGCCCCCAUAGGAUGACAAUGCCCCUCUCCACAGGGCACGAGUGGUCACUAAAUGGUUUGAUGAGUAUGAAAACGAUGUGCACCAAUUGCCAUGGCCGUCUCAGUCACCAGAUCUCAACCCAAUUGAACACUUAUGGGAGCUUCUGGAGCUGCUCCUGAGACAGCGUUUUCCAACACCAUCAACAAAGCACCAAAUUAUGUAAUUUCUCAUGGAAGAAUGGUGUUGCAUCCUUCCAAUAGAGUUCCAGGCAAUUGUAGAAUCUAUGCCAAAAUGCUUUGAAGCUGUUCUGCCUCGUGAUUUAUUUAUUUGGGGUUCAUGCUCUCACAGGUUUUUCUCUUGAUUUCCCUCAUUAGAGGUGGUAGUGUUUCUCUCAUUUCCCUCAUUAGAGGUGGUGGUGUUUGUCUGAUUUCCCUCAUUCGAGGUGGUGGUGUUUGUCUGAUUUCCCUCAUUAGAGAUGGUGGUGUUUGUCUGAUUUCCCUCAUUAGAGGUGGUGGUGUUUGUCUGAUUUCCCUCAUUAGAGAUGGUGGUGUUUCUCUGAUUUCCCUCAUUAGAGGUGGUGGUGUUUGUCUGAUUUCCCUCAUUAGAGGUGGUGGUGUUUCUCUGAUUUCCCUCAUUAGAGGUGGUAGUGUUUCUCUCAUUUCCCUCAUUAGAGGUGGUGGUAUUUGUCUGAUUUCCCUCAUUAGAGGUGGUGGUGUUUGUCUGAUUUCCCUCAUUAGAGGUGGUGGUGUUUGUCUGAUUUCCCUCAUUAGAGGUGGUGGUGUUUGUCUGAUUUCCCUCAUUAGAGGUGGUGGUGUUUCUCUGAUUUCCCUCAUUAGAGGUGGUGGUGUUUCUCUCAUUUCCCUCAUUAGAGGUGGUGGUGUUUGUCUGAUUUCCCUCAUUGGAGGUGGUGGUGUUUCUCUCAUUUCCCUCAUUAGAGGUGGUGGUGUUUCUCUCAUUUCCCUCAUUAGAGGUGGUGGUGUUUCUCUCAUUUCCCUCAUUAGAGGUGGUGGUGUUUGUCUGAUUUCCCUCAUUCGAGGUGGUGGUGUUUCUCUCAUUUCCCUCAUUAGAGGUGGUGGUGUUUCUCUCAUUUCCCUCAUUAGAGGUGGUGGUGUUUGUCUGAUUUCCCUCAUUAGAGGUGGUAGUGUUUGUCUGAUUUCCCUCAUUAGAGGUGGUGGUGUUUCUCUCAUUUCCCUCAUUGGAGGUGGUAGUGUUUCUCUCAUUUCCCUCAUUAGAGGUGGUGGUGUUUCUCUCAUUUCCCUCAUUAGAGGUGGUAGUGUUUCUCUCAUUUCCCUCAUUGGAGGUGGUGGUGUUUCUCUCAUUUCCCUCAUUGGAGGUGGUGGUGUUUCUCUCAUUUCCCUCAUUGGAGGUGGUGGUGUUUCUCUCAUUUCCCUCAUUGGAGGUGGUGGUGUUUCUCUCAUUUCCCUCAUUGGAGGUGGUAGUGUUUUGCAUUGGAGAAAAAGGUUGCUGAGUCAGUGUAUUCAACAUGUGAUGUUGUCACAUUCCUCCCUGGAAUUUGUCAGACACAUCGUUCCAUGAGUGAAACAACAGGAUAUCUACCAUGUCACUUGAAUGCUACCAGUCAGAUUGAAGUCAAAGAUGCACCCCUUUAUAUUACAGCACGGUAGUCUGCACCUGCUGCUAGUACCCGUAUGUGUUCCCUAUGUAGUGCACUGCUUUUGGCCAGGGAAUAGGGUAGGGUGUGAUUUAGGGCAUGACCUAACCAUGUUGACCUAUGA
This is a messenger RNA of Oncorhynchus keta (chum salmon), 2229 nucleotides long. RefSeq names its product loricrin-like. The transcript has 2 exons. The record is from RefSeq and is a predicted model, not a curated record. The coding region runs from base 830 to 2029 and encodes 399 amino acids. NCBI's taxonomy places the organism in Eukaryota, Metazoa, Chordata, Actinopteri, Salmoniformes, Salmonidae.